AUGACACCAUUCCAGGCCCUCUAUGGAACACAUGUACCAGACUUACACCGUUACCAAUCAGGAACAACGGUUAUCACUACCAUUGACGCAACACUCAAAGAACACCAAAGGCUGUGCACCGUACUGAAAGACAAUCUCCGUAGAGCACAACAACGCAUGACCACAUUGGAAAACUCACACCGCCUUGACAAAGAAUUUAAAAUAGGCGACAUGGUCUACCUCCGCCUACGAGACUAUCGUAAAAAAUCAAUCCAUUCAAGGGAAACAAAAAAGCUAACAAAAAGAUUCUUCGGCCCUUUCAAGAUUACAGAAAGAGUCGGCGCGGUUGCAUACUGUCUUCAACUACCGCCAGAAGCCCGCAUCCACCCUGUUUUCCAUGUCUCCCUCCUGCACGAAGCUCAUGGCCAGUCUAUUUCCAUUCCGCUACCACCUCCACAUUUAACAGCAAGUGACCAAGGCACACCUAAAGAACUUCUCAAAUAUCGCACAACAGGUCAAGAAAAACAAUUUUCUUGA
Molecule: messenger RNA, 516 nt
Organism: Lactuca sativa (garden lettuce)
Lineage: Eukaryota; Viridiplantae; Streptophyta; Magnoliopsida; Asterales; Asteraceae
Source: RefSeq, a predicted model, not a curated record